CGGGGCGGCGCUAAGAUGGCGGUGGCGCUGCUGGCGCGGCUGUGCCGGGGCGCCCCCGGGCUCCGGGGCUCGCUCGGGCUCCGCGCCGCCCGCCCGCCCCUCGCCGCCGCCGCCGCCGCCCCGCCGCUGCUGCUCCGCCGUCCCGCCGCGCCCCUGGGGCCGCGCAGCUUCUCGGCGGCCGAGCUGGUGCGCGCCGCGCCGGCCCCGCUGCAGCCCUACCUGCGGCUGAUGCGGCUGCACCAGCCCGCCGGGACGUGGCUGCUGUACCUGCCGUGUACGUGGAGCAUCGGGCUGGCGGCCGCGCCCGGCUGCCUGCCGGACUGGCGCAUGCUGUCGCUGUUCGGCGCGGGAGCCGUGCUCAUGCGGGGCGCCGGCUGCACCAUCAACGACAUGUGGGACCGCGACUAUGACAGACAGGUUGCAAGGACAGCAAGCAGACCCCUGGCAGCUGGAGAUAUCUCCACUUUCCAGUCCUUGGUUUUUCUUGGGGGACAGCUCAGCCUGGCACUCUGUGUGCUUCUGUGUCUGAAUUAUUACAGUAUCAUUCUGGGAGCAUCCUCUUUAAUCCUUGUGGUCACCUACCCUCUGAUGAAGAGAAUAACAUACUGGCCACAGCUAGUUUUGGGAUUCACAUUUAAUUGGGGAGCCCUUCUUGGCUGGUCUGCUGUCAAAGGGUCGUGUGAGUGGUCUGUGUGUUUGCCCUUGUACUUUGCUGGAGUCAUGUGGACCCUGGUGUACGACACCAUUUAUGCACAUCAGGAUAAGAGGGACGACAUCAUGAUUGGUGUGAAGUCAACUGCCUUGCAGUUCAGGGAGGACACGAAGCAGUGGCUCAGUGGCUUCAGCCUGGCCAUGCUCCUGAGUUUGUGUGUGGCAGGGAUGAAUUGCAACCAAACCCUCCCGUAUUACUCGGCUGUGGCUGCCGUAGGGGCUCACCUGGCCCACCAGAUUUACACUUUGGACAUAGACAAGCCUGAAGACUGUUGGAAAAAAUUUGCUUCAAAUCGUACUGUAGGAAUUCUGCUCUUCAUAGGGAUUGUGCUUGGAAAUCUGUGGAAACAAAAAGGCUCAAAUGUAGAAGAGCCUUCAGAGAACAGAUAGUUGAAAUCACUAUCUUGACAUUUUAGUCUAACUGAAGUGUAAGUAUUGUAAGAAGGAAAACACUUUUAAUGUAAAUAUAGAUGCUUUAUAUUGUUUAUUUAUAAAAGCUGGUGGAAACAUUUCUGAAAUCAUGCAAUUGAGAUAAUUCUACAGUGGAAGUUUCGGUAAUCUGGAAAUAACUUCAGUCUGCACAGAAGCUCCAAAAAGUGAACUCCAAAAAGCUCUGCUGGUCCUGUGUAGUAGCAGCAAACUUCUGUCAAGCUCUGGAGACCGUGAACCCAAGAUUUUAUAUGAAGCAGGUGUUUCUUAGUGACAGCACGGGUGAAAAUGCAAAAUGAUUUCUGGAUGUAAAUAAAAUCUGGCUGUACAUGUUU
This is a messenger RNA of Passer domesticus (house sparrow), 1475 nucleotides long. RefSeq names its product coenzyme Q2, polyprenyltransferase (gene COQ2). Gene Ontology annotation, cellular component: mitochondrial inner membrane. Gene Ontology annotation, biological process: ubiquinone biosynthetic process. Bases 16 to 1101 code for a protein of 361 amino acids. The record is from RefSeq and is a predicted model, not a curated record. The transcript has 7 exons. NCBI's taxonomy places the organism in Eukaryota, Metazoa, Chordata, Aves, Passeriformes, Passeridae.